CUGAGCCAUGAGUAUGGUUGGAAAUUGAAAGUGAACAGGAAGGGAAGUACGCAUUUCUGUUCGAAGUACAGUGGCUUCCACAAGAGUUGAGAUGUGGUCUGAGGGAUGGUGUGACUACAAGCGAUUUCCAGGAAAACAAGCACAGAGAUGGUAUGAGUACAAGCGACUUCCAGGAAAACAAGCGGUGGGAUGGUGUGACUACAAGAGACUUCCAGGAAAACAAGCGCAGGGAUGGUAUGACUACAAGAGACUUCCAGGAAAACAAGUGCUUCCUUGGAGCCAUCCCAGUGAUGGCAACCAUAGAUUAAUUAAUGUGCCAAAGAGACCGCCUCUGGGAGACAAGAGAUCUUCUCUGCUAGCCAGACCCAACGAAGCAGGCUACGGUAGAUACUACUGGCACGUUGAUUGCCAAGAAUGGGACGAGGGCCGUUGUUUUACUCAGGAUCCAAGAAGAGCCCCACCCUACAAAAGAGGCCAUUAUGGCUACCAAUGGUUAAGAGAGGAGUAUUCCACAAGCCAACAGCCUCAAUACAGGGCCAUGAGAAACGACUUUAGAAGAAAACGUUUCUAUUCUUCCCAUUAUUCAAGACAACACUCUCACCAUAAACGGGGCACUCCUUUUUUGAGAGAAUCACGUGUGGGCGGGAAGGACUCCCUACACAGCAGAUUUGGAUCCAAUCUCAGCAGUAGAAGCAGGAUGCGCUCCUUCCACCAGUCUCAACGUAGAUGUAAAGAGAGAGCUAUCCAGUUUUUGAAAACAUCAAGAGAUACUGUGCCCUCAAGUUCUUCAUCCAAGGUGUUAAAAAGCCCCAGCCGGCUGACUGAGAAGGAACAGGCUGAUGCUGCAAGCAAGAGGGCUAAUGAAAAUCCCAAGAAGUCAGAAGAAAAUAACUUGGCUGAAAUUUCCGAGUUUGAGACGGGAUCCAAGGCACCAUUACGUAUCAACCAGACAGAAGAACCCGAGUCAAACACAACAGCUGGCCCAGAAUUGUGUGAAGACAGCCAGCUUAGCAUUCGCUCAAAAGCGAUUGCAUCAAAAAUCACUGAGAUUGAGAAGGUUUACCGACAAGUCUGUGAAAUUUUCGGGAUGGUGGUGGAAAGGCUGGUUGAAAAGGAUCAUUCAUUAGAAAAAUCUAUACAGUUUGCAAUGAAGCAGAGUUUGCAUGAAAUAGGUGAGCAACGUGUUGAAGAACUCAAGCAUUUCAUUAUGGAGUAUGAUAAUUCUACUCCAGAUUUUGGAGACCCUUUUUAGGAGAAUUAGGGCUCGGUUCAAAAAAUUUUGUGAAAGCUUCUAGAUUUUUCCCUUUGGAUUUUUUGCUCAGCCUUGAUGCAUGGGGGUGAAGCUUGGUCCUGCCUCAACUGAAU
This is a messenger RNA of Peromyscus maniculatus bairdii (prairie deer mouse), 1365 nucleotides long. Lineage: Eukaryota; Metazoa; Chordata; Mammalia; Rodentia; Cricetidae. The record is from RefSeq and is a predicted model, not a curated record.